GGGAGGAGAGAAAAAAAAGAAAAAAAAAGAAAGGAAUACAAAUUCAUUCAAACAUCUCCAUCUUUCAACCCCUUGGCAUCCAGCAUCACUUAAUGUAGACAGGAGAAGAGAGGAGAAAGAUACCAACAUAAAUGCAUCCCGAUGGAGAGACAAGAAUGAAAUGAGCGGUGCUUAAUGAAUAAGAUUAUACAUUAUAAAAAUACAUACCGUGGACUGUGAAGAAUAGCCCUCGAUUCAGUGAGAAGGACAUCGACUGCACUGGUGUCAUCCUGAUAUAGAGUCGUCAUCGUAUCACCGGGCUCACCGUCCUCUUAUUGUUUCUGCAUGCAUCUCAUGGAAAAGGUUUCCUUAUUUUUGACAGCAGCGGAUUGAAAUUUCAAAGGACAAUUUAGUAACGUUUUUUUUUUUGUUGUUUUGUUUUUUUUUUCAAAGUAAGCCAAAAUCCUUAGAUUACAGAUACCGAGUUAAUGGUAUUUGAAGAAAGCAAGUACUGUCAUACGCUUAUCGAUUUCACCUUAUUUUUUAAGUCAAGGGAUAAAACACGUUAAUCGUGUUUUAUUUAUUUAUUAAAACAAAAUAAAACUGUUCCCUAGGCGACAAAAUACGUGACAGAAAACACUGAAACUAUAGAUGAUAAGGAACAGUUAAUUCCAUGUUGAAAUAAUAAACCAUUUUUAUUAUAUUGUCUGCAACAAAUUUAUAUAACAUAUCCUAAUAGGAUAUUUAAAAAAAGAACUAUCCUGACAUAUAUAAUAUAUAACCAUUUGUUGGUUGAAAAGAAAUAUAUAUUUCUUUCUGUGAGAUACAUUUUUGAGAUUGUUGUAGCUUUGGAAAGAAGAUGUCGGGCCAGACUCUAACGGAUCGCAUUGCUGCCGCUCAGUACAGUGUUACCGGCUCAGCUGUGGCACGGGCUGUCUGCAAAGCGACCACUCAUGAGGUGAUGGGACCCAAGAAAAAACACCUGGAAUAUUUGAUCCAGGCCACCAAUGAGACCAACGUUAACAUCCCCCAGAUGGCAGACACGCUGUUUGAGAGGGCGACAAACAGCAGCUGGGUGGUUGUGUUCAAGGCACUGGUCACCACACACCACUUGAUGGUCCAAGGCAAUGAGCGAUUUAUCCAGUACUUGGCUUCUAGGAACACACUAUUUAACCUCAGCAAUUUUUUGGACAAAACUGGUUCUCAUGGUUAUGAUAUGUCAACAUUCAUCAGACGCUACAGCAGAUACAUGAAUGAAAAGGCUUUUGCUUACCGACAGAUGGCAUUUGACUUCGGCAGAGUAAAAAAGGGUGCUGAGGGUGUUAUGAGAACCAUGAAUCCUGAAAAGCUAUUAAAAGGCAUGCCAAUUUUACAGGGACAAAUUGAUGCACUACUGGAAUUUGAUGUCCAUCCCAAUGAGCUGACCAACGGCAUAAUAAAUGCUGGCUUUCUACUCCUUUUUAAGGAUCUUAUUAAGCUCUUUGCUUGUUAUAAUGACGGGAUCAUUAACUUACUAGAGAAAUUUUUUGAAAUGAAAAAGGGCCAAUGUAAGGAAGCACUUGAAAUUUACAAGAGGUUUCUCACAAGAAUGACAAGCGUCUCAGAAUUUCUCAAAGUUGCGGAGCAAGUAGGGAUCGAUAAAGGUGAUAUUCCUGAUCUCACUUAUGCCCCUAGCAGUCUUCUUGAGACCUUGGAACAACACUUGAAUACACUGGAAGGCAAAAAGCCAGGAAGCAAUGAAGAGUCAUCUCCUGUGAAGGGAUCUCCAACGACCACAUCCCCCACCUCCACUCCGGCAAAGUCCAGCGAUGGAGCUCAAGUGGUGGACCUGUUUUCAUCUCCAUCUUCAGCUGCAGCUUCAAAUGCAUCCAGCAACCUUCUGGAUCUGCAGCCUGACUUCUCUUCAGCACAGCCAGCUGGUGCGACAGCAGCUCCUGCAGCUUCGAGCGCAUGGGGAGACCUUCUUGGGGAGGACUCUCUGGUGGCGGCUCCAGUCCCGGCCCUUGCUAGUGCCUCUGAGUCACUUCUUUCUGACCCCUAUGCAGUAGAGGCUUCCCCUACUCCUACUCCUACUGAGAUUCCUCCUGUUCCUCCUCCUGCCACUGCCGCCACUCCCAUUGCUGCCGCUGCAGCAGCACCUCCUGUUCCCACCACUGCCGCUAGCGCCUCAGGGGACAUGGAUCUCUUUGGAGAUGCGUUCGCAGCUUCUCCUGGUGAGGGCCCCGUGGCUUCCGAGGGGGCCGCUGCGCCUGCAACUCCUACCCCUGCAGCAGCAGCAGCUCUUGAUGCAUGUACUGGAACUGACCCUUUUGCACCAUCCGAAGGCAGGGCAGCAGUUCCUCCUGAGUUGGACCUUUUUGCUAUGAAGCCUGUUGAGACCAGCGUUCCAGUAGCUACACCUACAACUAGUGCAGCUCUUCCAGCUGCUACUGCAGCAGCUCCUACAUCCAUCACAGCUACCACCACUACUUUCACUACAACUGCUCUUCCUGCUCUAGAUAUCUUUGGUGAUUUAUUUGAUUCUAUGCCUGAGCCAAAUGCCUCCACAGCUCCCAAACAAGACGUUACUCCUAGCAUAGACCUAUUUGCAACAGACACUUUUUCAUCUCCUCCUCGCGGAGCUUCUCCAAAGCCUGAGGGCAAUCUGUCGGCUGAUCUCUUAUCUGUGGAUGCAUUUUCUGCACCGUCAGCAGCACCAGCUGCUGCUUCUCCUGCAAAGCCCGACGCGUCAGGUGUGCUUGAUCUGUUUGGGGAUGCUUUUGGUGGCUCUUGUGCCGAGCCCCAGCCUGCCACUGCAACCAGUUCUGCUGACCUGCUGUCUGGCUUAGGCGGUGCUUUUAUGGCGCCCAGUCCAGCUGCUGCAUCAUCUGCGCCAGCCCAGAAUAACCUCAUGCAGCCUAGCUUUGAUGCAGCCUUUGGAACCACACCCACAGCAACCAGCAGUGGUGGCGGCAGCAGCUCCUUUGAUUCCUCAGUAUUUGAUGGAUUAGGGGACCUCCUCAUACCUACAAUGACACCCCAGGGUCAGGGAACUGGAGCUGGACUCGGAGGCAUGGCAGGGGCGCAGUCAGGUAAAGCCCUGGCAGGGGACCUGAAUUCCUCUCUGGCUAACCUGGUUGGAAAUCUUGGUAUUGCAGGCACACAGAAGAAAGAUCUUCAGUGGAGUGCCGGUGAAAGGAAACUGACAGGAGGUGUAAACUGGCAACCGAAAGUAGCCCCUGCCACCUGGGGAACACCUGGAUCUCAGAUGCAGAAUGGUUGGCUAUUCCCUUAUUAUCCUGGAGCAGUUCCUCCUGGGGGUGUCCCGACAGCAGGAGCAGCCCCUCCUGUAGGAGCCGUACCUCCAAUGGGUGCUGUUCAACCUCAGCCUGGGUUUGGGAUGCCUCCCGCAGCAGGAGCAGGUGCUCCCAUGAUGCCUCAGUCAUCAAUGAUGUACCCCCAGCCCAUGAUGAGGCCACCAUUCGGAGCUACUGCAUCACCCGGAGCAUCGCUCUCUCCGAGCCCAACACCUGCAACACAGAGCCCCAAGAAACCGCCAACAAAGGAUCCACUAGCAGAUCUUAACAUCAAGGACUUCUUAUAAAUCUCUGCUGUUUUUGUGACUGGAUCCAUGAAAGUGUCAGCUUGGUGUCUGCAAAUAAUCAUUGAUAACCAGAAGCUCCUAGCUAGUCUCCAGUACAGAAUUCCACUGAGACUUUUACUCCUACAGUACCUGUAAAAAUGUUGUCGCACAACCGUGAAAGUGAAACAUAGAAAAAUGUGUGCUUAUCUAGAUGUUAACCCUUCCCUUAACAGGAAUUUGUGUCUUUUGAUCAUUACUUUUAAGUGUUUGCAAAUUUGAACAAUGGGUGUAUGUUACUGAUGCCUUUUAGUGCUCCUCUGUACCUCUCAUAGGGUGGCAGAUAUGCAGCUAUUAUGUGGUGAGCCAUUUGGAGAAACGUGUAUGUGUAUUUCAGAAGGUUUUCAAUUAAUAUAAGCUCGCUGGUGAAUCCUAGGAUUUCCUGUGCGUUCUGUAUCUCUGUUACAAACAUAUAGUUGUUGUUAAUCUGAUUAUCAAAUUUGUAUAACAAGUAAUGUGACCAUAAUCUUUAUCUCACAAAGUUGGUCUGGAUUUAUUUGAACAAGUGUUUUUUUUUGUUUUGUUUUGUUUUGUUUUGUUUUUGUGCAUUAUUCUGAUAUUUAUUUAUACUUUUAAAGUAUUACUGAAUUUUUUAAAUGUCUAUAUGUAUUUCACAAGAAUUAUCAGAUUAGAUAUUUAACUUUUUUUUGUCUUAUGUUUCAAAUGUAUUGUAUUUGAGCUAUUUCCAUAGAUCAUGAAAACAAAGCGACAUAUUCAUAAUUUACUCUUCCUGCACUAAAUAUAAGACAGUAUUUAGUGGAGCCUUUUGGUGAGGGACUGCAGUACAAUGACUUCCCUCAUGUCCAAGGGAAUUAACUUGGAAGCAAUUUCUCAGUGAACCAGCAAUCCAAAACAGAGCUGGAUUUGAUGGCUUUAGUCGUCUUGGGAUCAGAAUUUCCUACAUCGGUGAACUUCUGGUGUUUGUUUUUCAUAGUCGCUAGUGUUUAAUCAUUACUGAACAGGGGUGUGAGUAGUGUUAUUUUUGUAUUAUCUAGAAGAAUAUCUGUAUUUAUCUCCAUGAAAGUGACCACAUACCCGCCCUUUAUAAUGUACAGCUUGUGUUUUCUGUUGUUUCAACGUUUGAUUUUCAUCCCGUGUGUGGUUAUCCCUUGGCUGAAGGUCUUCAUGCAUAUGGAAAGAGGUCACUGUAUAACCUCUUUCUGAAUGCUGUGCAGUUUGUGUCUUUAGGCUUGACACUCUUUUAGAAACAGUUGACAGUCUGAUGGUAGAUCCAAUACACUGUCGGAAUUAACUGGAUAAUCUAAUGUGUUGUACCAUUCCAAUUGACUGUAUCAAGAAAGUGUUGUGAAGAGUAUAACAAUUUUUUUUUUUUUUUUUUUUUUUAAGUUA
This is a messenger RNA of Polyodon spathula (Mississippi paddlefish), 4948 nucleotides long. It is a transcript of the gene snap91a, whose product is annotated as synaptosome associated protein 91a. Gene Ontology annotation, biological process: clathrin coat assembly; synaptic vesicle budding from presynaptic endocytic zone membrane; clathrin-dependent endocytosis. Gene Ontology annotation, cellular component: clathrin-coated pit; synaptic vesicle; clathrin-coated vesicle. The coding region runs from base 839 to 3562 and encodes 907 amino acids. The transcript has 30 exons. Lineage: Eukaryota; Metazoa; Chordata; Actinopteri; Acipenseriformes; Polyodontidae. The record is from RefSeq and is a predicted model, not a curated record. Gene Ontology annotation, molecular function: clathrin heavy chain binding; phosphatidylinositol-4,5-bisphosphate binding; 1-phosphatidylinositol binding.